This is a messenger RNA of Momordica charantia (bitter melon), 2649 nucleotides long. Its product is annotated as CDPK-related kinase 5. The record is from RefSeq and is a predicted model, not a curated record. Gene Ontology annotation, biological process: protein phosphorylation. NCBI's taxonomy places the organism in Eukaryota, Viridiplantae, Streptophyta, Magnoliopsida, Cucurbitales, Cucurbitaceae. Gene Ontology annotation, molecular function: protein kinase activity; ATP binding.
GGGUUGAUUCAGUGUCACGUUAUUCAAUGUUUCAUCUGACUUUACUUUUUUUUUUCUUUUUAAUUUUUUGGUGGGUGGGUGUGUCCCUCUAAUUCAAUUGCAAUUGGGGUCCGAAAAAAGGGAAAAAAGUGGAAGGGAUCGUCGUUUGGGCUUGUGAGUUGUGAUUUGGAUCUUCAUCUCUGUGGCAGCUCAUCAGAUAAAAUAGAGAAAAAGCUUGAUUUCUAUUUUUAGUUUUCUGUUACUUGGGUUGGGCAAGUGAAGAUUAGAAUUUCGAAUUUGGGUUUUCAAUAUACAUUACAAUUUUUUUGUAUCUGCUCGCUCCGACUCGGGAAUUCAGUGUUUCAUUUGCGGGGUUUUAGGGCGUAAUCGAUGGGUGUCUGCGUAUCCAAACCGUCGACGACGACGACGACGACGGUUCUGGCUAUUCCGGCGAGGGGUGGUUCUGUUCAAGCGAUUGAAGGUCCGCCGCCAUCGCAAGCACCUGCGCCCUCAGUCGACAGCGGAAAUCGUAAAAAUGAGAGGGAGAGGGAGAGGGAGGGAAAGAAAACUAAUUAUGAGUUGGAGAAUGGUAAGAAGUCACCGUACUUCACCUUUUUCAGUCCCAGCCCCGCCCACUACCUCUUCUCCAAGAAAUCUCCGGCGAGAUCUCCGGCGAAUGCGAGCUCCAACUCCACGCCGAAGCGGUUCUUCAGGAGGCCAUUUCCGCCGCCGUCCCCUGCAAAACAUAUAUUGGCAGUACUGGCGAGACGGCAAGGCUCGGUGAAGCCGAAUGAGGUAUCUAUUUCGGAGGGAAACGAGAUCGAAGGGCCAGGCCUCGACAAGAGCUUUGGAUUCUCCAAGAAUUUUAGGAACAAGUAUGAACUUGGAGGAGAGGUUGGAAAGGGGCAUUUUGGGAACACAUGCAGAGCGACGGUCAAGAAAGGGGAACUUAAGGGGCAGCAAGUUGCUGUGAAAGUCAUCCCUAAAUCAAAGAUGACCACUGCCAUUGCCAUUGAGGAUGUAAGAAGGGAAGUGAAGAUACUGAAAGCUUUGAGUGGACAUAAAAAUUUAGUCCAUUUCUAUGAUGCAUAUGAAGAUCAUGACAAUGUCUAUAUAGUAAUGGAGUUAUGUGAAGGAGGGGAGCUCUUGGAUAGAAUACUCUUCAGAGGUGGGAAAUAUACAGAAGAUGAAGCAAGAUCAGUMUUGAUACAGGUCCUGAAUGUUGCUGCAUUUUGCCAUCUCCAAGGGGUGGUGCACCGGGAUCUUAAGCCCGAGAACUUUUUAUACAUGUCGAAGGAUGAAAGUUCACAAUUGAAGGCCAUAGAUUUUGGUUUAUCAGAUUUUGUAAAACCAGAUGAAAGGCUCAACGACAUUGUUGGCAGUGCUUAUUAUGUAGCUCCUGAAGUUCUCCGUAGAUCUUAUGGCACAGAGGCCGACGUCUGGAGUAUAGGUGUGAUUGCAUAUAUUCUGCUGUGUGGCAGCCGUCCAUUUUGGGCUAGGACAGAAUCUGGCAUUUUUAAGGCAGUUUUGAAAGCGGAUCCAAUUUUUGAAGAUCCACCUUGGCCAUCUUUAUCUUCUGAAUCUAAAGAUCUUGUUAAGCGCCUACUGAAUAAAGACCGAGAGAAAAGAAUGACAGCCGCUCAAGCUCUAAGCCAUCCUUGGUUUAAAAAUUGUAAAGAAGUAAAAAUUCCUCUUGAUAUACACGUGCUUAAGCUCAUGAGAGUUUAUAUGUGUUCAUCAUCUCUCAGAAAAGCUGCUCUAAAGGCAUUGUCAAAGACAUUGUCUGUAGAUGAUCUCAACUAUUUUAAAAUUCAGUUUGCACUGCUGACACCAAACAGAAAUGGCACCAUAAGCUUGGAAAAUAUAAAAGAGACCUUGAUGAAAAAUGGAACAGAGGCCAUGAAGGAAUCGCGARUCACUGACUUUUUAGCAUCGCUCAAUGCAUUGCAAUUCAGAAGAAUGGAUUUUGAGGAGUUCUGUGCAGCUACAAUUAGUGUCCAUCAAUUGGAGGACCUCAGUCACUGGGAACAACUUGCUCGUGGUGCCUAUGAACUUUUUGAAAAGGACGGAAAUAGGGCUAUAAUGAUCGAGGAACUAGCUACGGAACUCGGUCUGGGCCCUUCAGUCCCAGUUCAUGCCGUUAUCCACGAUUGGAUUCGACACACCGAUGGGAAGAUGAGCUUCCUUGGGUUUGUCAAACUAUUACAUGGGCCAUCAGGCCGAACUGCUAGACGUCCAUAACAGGGGUCGUGUUCAAGUAGAAAUCAAUCUCAAAACUAUUGAUUACCCUCUGCCUUGGUUAAGUGUAGAUUGCAGAAUGAGAGGUGGCUAAAAGAUUUGGUGUCUAUGUUUCACCGGAGCUGCCAUCGUUCCCGAUCGUGCCGAUCGCUCAUCUUCAAGCAGCAGAGACUGCAAAUCUCAACAGUACUAUAUCCAUGUGAUAAURAAGAUGAAGAGUAGGUUUAGGCGUUCACAGGUCCCAUUUUUAAUGUACAGGUGUUGUAAAAUAUGUUCAGUUUCAGGUGAUUAGAAGAUUACAUUACAACAUUUCUGACGAUUCAAGAAACGAUCUUGUUGAGUUCUCUCUUCUUUACUUGGUGACUCACUGAGAUCAUAAACCUAAUUCUUCAUCAAAGAAUUCAAUGAAUUCUUACUGAAGUUUUCUUUGGA